Messenger RNA from Panicum hallii, 830 nucleotides. RefSeq names its product leucine-rich repeat extensin-like protein 1. The coding region runs from base 144 to 635 and encodes 163 amino acids. The transcript has a single exon. Lineage: Eukaryota; Viridiplantae; Streptophyta; Magnoliopsida; Poales; Poaceae. The record is from RefSeq and is a predicted model, not a curated record.
CGCUCCACCAGCAACGAAAAAAACUAGGCGGUGCAGAUGCACCAGCACUCCGGCUUCCCGGCUAUAUACGGCCAUGGACUUCACGGCGCAGCGAUCACGUCCAUCCUCCAUCUCCGCCAGCUGAUCCCUUCGAAGAGAGGAACAUGAGGAUGCCAGGCGGAGGAGGCCGGAACCGAAUGCUGCCGCUCAAGAUCACGAUGAUCCUGGCCGCCGUGGCCGCGUCGUCGGCCCCGGCGGCGCUGGGCAUUCCGAUCGACGAGGACUGCAAGUGCUUCAUGUGCGUCUGCGACCUGGACCCGCACCCGCUCCCGCCGGAGGUGCCGUCCCGCCACCACCCGCCGCCGGAGCCGGUACCCUCGCCGCCGCCUCCAACGCCUUCGCCGCCUCCGCCGGCGCUCCCCGCGUAUUACCCGCCGGCGGAGCACGAGCCGGCGCCCGGGUACUACUACUACCCGCCGAUGCCGUACGGGUACCCGUGGCAGGGGGGCUACGGCCCGCCGGCGGGGGAGGUGUACCCGCGGGAGGACAGGCGCGCGUCCAAGUCCGGCGCGGCCCCGCGCCGCGGGCGCGCCCGCCCGCUCCUCGGCGUCGCGCUCGCGUCCGUGGCGCUGUCGCUGCUCGCGCGCGCUGCUUGAUAUGGUAUACUACUAGUCGUCGCGCGUGUCGUGCGAUACGAUUGUGUUCUGCGUACUACUCGUACCAUCAGUUCGUCGCCGUGCUUUGCCGCUGAUGGAGCGUGGCGGUUGGCAAAGCCUGCAGGAAAGCGUGUAGCUCCUCUCCCGGGUUUUGUGUUGCCUCGUGUGCAGUAAAUGUCCAUCUUUGGUUAUCAA